AUGGCUGUGCCUGGUCGACGUUCCAAAGUGGAGAUUCUCAUUCAAGUCGAUUUGCAUCGAAAAUCUCCCCCACGCAGCAUCGCCGACACGAUGGCGCCGAGGAAGAAGAAUCCGGCCAUCAAGUCGAGCGGCACCACCUCCUCAAAGGCGUCGCCGCUGCCCGACUGGGUCAAAGGUGGAGGUCCCAAACCGCCUCCCUCCUACACCAAGGCCGCCAAACAGCAGCAGCAAUCACAACCGUCGGCCAACGAUGCGGCAUCGUCGACAACAGCAUCCUCCUCAUCCUCGGCAGCAGGACCGGGACAGACGCAGCAGAGAGAGAUGCUCUUCCCGCCAGGCAGCAAGACACCGCUCAACAUGCUCUACGAACGAGUCAACAAGUUGCCCGGAUGGGAGAAACCGCUCGUCGAGCCACGCAGGCAUAAGGAAGGCUACAGCUGCGCCGUCACCAUCAGAAAAGUCAACAAGAAGGAUGCCUCCAAUCCCUUCACCGUCACGUUCGAGCCCAAAGAACCAGGACUGCGGCUCGAGUGCCAGUCCAGCUUGGAGGCAAAACACUGGGGCGCAACCUACGCGCUCUUCCGCAUCUUCAACCAUCUAUCGCUCAAUCUCGCGCUUCCCCCGGGUCCGAGAGAGUACUGGGUCAAGAUGGAGGCGUACAAGAAGGAAGCACCCAGCCAUCAGGAUUGGAUGUGGGAGCAAGACCCCUUCGAAGCAGCCGCAAAGAGGGAGGCAGACAAAGCUAAAAAGGAACACGACAGGCAAGCAGCUGCCGACGCAGCCAGCAGAGGGGAAGUGGGCAUCGUCAAUGGCAAGCUCAACGGCGCAGGCAAACCGCUCAGCAAGGCGUGGCAGGAAGCAAGAGAGGUCCGGCUCGCCAGCUCGUUGCGCGAAAAGAUCGAGGCCACCAUCCGCAGAGCGAUGAGCAUCUUUCCCUCCGCCAGCACCGCUCCGCUCGAUCUGAUCGAAGAAGACCAGGACCCAACCGCUGUAGCCCAAGGCUCGACACCCAAGAUCGACGCCGCCGGGCUGGAAAAGGAGCUCACCUCGUAUGGCUUUCGACGCGGACAUUCGCGCAGCGCCAUCUCGUGGCUCACCUCGGCCCGCGCUGCGCUAACCAACCCAUCGAGCGCCUCGACAGCAGCCGCGCUCGUCGAUCCCAUGCUCGCCUCGGCCGCAUCGCUGUCGGAUCGAGAGGCUGCGUUAGAAUACCUCAUGCUAUAUACCCCGGAAGAAGACCUGCCCGCCAGAUUCAAGCCCACCACCUCGUCCGAGAGCUUCGUCACUGCCUCGAAAGCAGGCGCGGGUGGAGAUGCCCUAGCAGUCGGUUGGGCAGUGGACAAGCUCUCCAAGCAGGCCGGAUUCCCCAAAAAGGCGGUUCAGGCCGUCUUCAAACGCAUCGCUGCCGCCGAGCGUGCGCAGAACGUCGAGCUGCAAAGGGCAACCAAAGAAGGUCUGGCGUUGGACAUGCUGCUGCGACAGAUGGUCGGAUGGGAUUCGCCAACGCAAAAGCAAGAACAGUGGACCUCAGACGCCAUCCUCGACGCCGUCUUGGCCUUCCCAGCUGAGAUCGACGACCUAGACAAAGACGAGAUGGAAUCCAAACGAGCCGACGAACGCAUGGCCGUCGAAGCAGUGCUCGGUGACGAUCGAGUAGCCAUCCCUUCCGAGCACGAGCGGUUCGGGACGCAAGACUACGACAUCAUCAUCGCCGGACCAGGUACGUCUGCAGGCGGCAACGAAGACGUCCGACUACGCAUCUCAUCACAUCCUCAAUCCCUGUACCCGCUCUCGAGCGAAAAGGCGCAAGCGUUCGCCGUGCCUGCGUUCUGCGUCGUCUCCAAGACGCUGCCAUCGUACCUCAAGCUGGCGCUCACACAGCAUCUGAUGCGUGCUUUCCAGGGCGACAACAAGAGGCCCGAUUGGUAUGACGCCAUCGAGGCGGGUGAUGGCGGUAUUCUGUUGAGUGUUGUCGAGGAGCUCGAGGGCAUGUGGAGCAACGUCGUCGACGAUCCGCCUCUGCUCAACAGUGUGAUGCAAUACCUGGUCGUUCCAGACCCGAUCGACUCCAGCGUCGAGGCGACACCAGAGACGUCUCGCGCUGCCACGCCCACCGGUCGAAACAACGCAGCGAGCAAGCGCCGAGGCGGAGCAAGCAGAGCAUUGCGACUCGAUGCGGCGGUCGAUGCACAGCUGCAACGUCAACAGAAGCAGCUGCACACCUUGCCGAGCUUUGCCAAAAUGGAUGCGACGCGCAGAUCGCUGCCCGCCGCUUCUGCUGCCACAGAGAUUCUAGAGCUGAUCCGCACGAACCGCGUGGUCAUUAUCGCCGGCGAAACGGGAUGUGGAAAGACGACCCAGGUGCCGCAAUUCAUUCUGGACGAGGCGAUCAAAGCAGGCAGCGGCAGCGAGUGCAACAUCGUCGUCACGCAGCCUCGACGUGUCAGCGCCAUCGGUGUUGCGUCCCGGGUCGCCGUAGAGCGCGGCGAAGAGCUGGACGGCAAGAAGAAGCCGGUUGCACCUGGAAGUCUCGUUGGUUACGCUAUUCGCGGCGAACGCAGAGCUUCUCGAGAAUGUAGGCUGCUCUUCACAACCACCGGAGUGCUGCUUCGACGACUGGGAGCGGGCGGCGACACCGACCUGAAAGGUAUCUCGCACGUCGUGGUGGACGAAGUGCACGAGCGCAACGUCGACUCGGACUUUUUGCUUCUCGAGCUGCGCGAGCUGCUCAAGCGCAACACCAACAUCAAGGUGGUGCUCAUGAGCGCCACCAUCAACCAAGAGACGUUUGCGAGCUACUUCGGGAGAGCGCCGUGCAUCUCGAUCCCCGGGCGCACGUUUGCGGUUCAGGACUACUACCUCGAAGAUAUCGUGCGCGAGAGCGGAUUCCGACCUUCCGGCAACGAAUGGCGCGGCGGACAACGCGGUGGAAAGCAGAUCGAGGAAGAGAUGGGACAGCUGCGCUCCCAUCUGCAGUCGCAGGGUGUGGAUGAAGAGACGGCAAAGACGGUGGAGAGCAUCUCACGAUCCGGAGGUCGUAUCAGCUACGAGCUGAUCGGAGGUGUCGUGCGGUAUGUAGUGGAGAGGGCGGAGAACGAAGAGUUGAGCGGAGAGGCGGACAGCAACGUCGGUGGAGCCAUCCUGGUCUUCUGUCCCGGUGUGGGGGAGAUCCGACAAGCCAUCGACGCAAUCUCGGCAUCGCUACGAGGACAGAGCAAGGUCGAGAUCCUUCCGCUGCACGCCAAUCUUUCCCCGGACGAGCAGCGUCGCGUCUUCCAGCCUGUGGCAGCAGGCCGUCGCAAGAUCGUCGUGUCGACCAACGUCGCCGAGACAUCCAUCACGAUCCCGGACGUCUCGUACGUCGUCGACACGGGCCGGGUCAAGGAGACGCGCUUCGAGCCAGAGAGCGGAUUGACGCGGUUGGUCGAGUGCUGGGCCUCGCGGGCAGCGUGCAAGCAGCGACGCGGACGUGCUGGUCGUGUCCGCUCCGGCGAAUGUUUCCGGCUGUACUCGCGGUUCGUGGACGAAAAGAAGAUGGCGGCGCAGCAGACGCCCGAGAUGCGACGCGUGCCGCUCGAGUCGCUUUUCCUGGAAGUCAAGUCGAUGCGCGAGGACGAAGACGUCAAGGAGUAUCUCAACAAGGCGCUCGAUCCGCCAAGCUUGGCAUCCAUGGACGCAGCGUUGAGCAACCUCAUCGAGGCAGGAGCACUGCAGUCCGAUCAAGGAUACAAGAGUCGACUCACGUCGUUGGGCAAGCAUUUGGCGCAACUGCCCCUCGAUCUCCGACUGGCCAAGCUGUUGAUCAUGGGUACCAUCUUUGGAUGCCUGGGGCCGAUGCUGACGGUGGCGAGCAUCAUGUCGUGCAAACCGCUGUUCAGCGCACCCUUCGAAAAGCGCGAAGAGGCGAGCAAGGCUCGAGCGACGUUUGCGGCUGCUGGAUGCAGGAGCGACCUGCUCGCCGAUGCCGCGGCGUUCGAGCAGUGGCAGACGAUGCGAGCCGAACGAAAGUCCAACGGUCAGAUACGAGAUUGGUGCGAGAGCAACUUUAUCUCGCAGUCGACGCUGAGGGAUAUCCAGACGAACCGGCUGGAUCUGCUGUCGCAUCUGCAGGAGAUGGGCUUCGUAGCACCCAGCUACAGUCCCUUUGGCGUGUACGACGACGAGGUGUACGACAAGAACGCGCAGCACGCGGGUGUACUGCGAUCGGUGAUCAUGGCAGGGCUGUGGCCCGCCGUGGUGCGCAUCGAUCUGCCAUUGGCCAAGUUUGAUCAGUCGUCGAGCGGUACCGUGCAGCGCGAAGCCGAGGCACGUCAAGUCAAGUACUUUGAUCGCAACGGUCGUGUCUUCCUGCAUCCGUCAUCGACGCUGUUCAGCUGCAAAGGGUUCGAGUCGUCGUACCUCACCACGUUCGCCAAAGGCUCGACGGGCGCAGGGCCGGAGUCGAAAGUGUACCUGCGAGAUGCCACCGAGGUGCCGCUGUUCGGACUGCUGCUGUUUGGCGGGAAGCUCAAGAUCAACCACUUUGCAGGAGGGAUCGGCAUCGGAUCGAAUCAGAGCAACGCCGGUGGCAAGGACGAGAAUUGGGUUCGACUGCGCGCCAAUGCUCGUAUCGGAGUGCUGUGCGCUCAAUUGAGGAGGUUGCUGGAUGCGGUUCUGGAUCAGGCGAUCGACGAACCGCAGGAUAUGUUUGCUGCCCCGGGUUGCAAGGAGGUGCUCUCGAUCAUCAGCCAGGUGCUCCAACGCGACGGUCUAGCCGACUGA
Messenger RNA from Pseudozyma hubeiensis SY62, 4761 nucleotides. RefSeq lists its product as hypothetical. Gene Ontology annotation, cellular component: intracellular anatomical structure. Gene Ontology annotation, molecular function: ATP binding; RNA binding. The transcript is spliced from 2 exons. The record is from RefSeq and is a predicted model, not a curated record. Bases 1 to 4761 code for a protein of 1586 amino acids. Lineage: Eukaryota; Fungi; Basidiomycota; Ustilaginomycetes; Ustilaginales; Ustilaginaceae.